This is a messenger RNA of Baudoinia panamericana UAMH 10762, 686 nucleotides long. RefSeq lists its product as uncharacterized. Lineage: Eukaryota; Fungi; Ascomycota; Dothideomycetes; Mycosphaerellales; Teratosphaeriaceae. Bases 106 to 570 code for a protein of 154 amino acids. The record is from RefSeq and is a predicted model, not a curated record. The transcript has a single exon.
GUCCUGCAGCUCAUGGCGUGUGGCAGUCACUCUUAUACCUGUCAUAUCCAAUACGAGGUAUCUUCGGUAGAGUCGCGGAGUAUGACCUGAAGAGGCGGGAAGCAAAUGCCUAGCCCACUUUGUCAACCAGGAAGUCACGAGAACCGCGGCGCUUGCUUUCACGACUUCAUUCUCUUACGCCACUUCGUUUACUUACUCAUAGUCAGUAUACCAAAGCCAAUCCAUGCCAUUGUUUGUGGGAGUCAUCAUCUACAUCGUCUGGGUACACGAGUUCGAGAUCGACCCAAUAGCGGACCUCAUUCAGCACGUCGGGCAAAUUGCGCAGCCCAUCUUCGACGGAGGGGUGCGCAUCAACCACCACGCCAACUUCCAUCAGCCGCGCGGUAUCAGAUCUGCCAUCCAGAGGCUGUUGCUGGCAAGCGUGUGGUAUUACUGGUCGACGUGGAUACUCACUGGCAUCAUCACAGCGUCUGGUGGCCCCUCUUCUGGGCUGGAGGACGCCGAGGACGCCAAGGUCGCGCAGAUGAGAGAGGAGGCGCGCGCUCUGUACCUGCAUUGAACUCUGUGUGAAGUGGGGUCUGCUGGCCUUGGCGUUUGUUGUGGUGGGGCAAAGGGAAGAUUCGAGAGCUUGAGAGUCAGAUUCAGCUGGCUGCAGCGAACGCACAUCUUCUCGUUCGUUCUUCCGC